UUUUUUACUGGUUGAUAAGUUUUUUCAAAGAAAGCGAUAUACCAUUUCCUGUGGAAAUCUUAUCACAUUUUUCUACUCUUCUAUUGUCGAGAUUUAAAAAAAAAAGACAGUCGCUAAUUUUAAAACAGUUGAAUAAAAAACGUGCUAUCGUGAACAAUCCAAAAGGUCCAAAAGAAAUGAAAUCGCUUGCCAAACCGAGUGCACAGCAAUCAAAUGUUCGGAAAAAAAUUAUAAAUCCCGACAAAUUAUUGAUUACAAAUUGGAUAAAAGUCGAAACAACAUUUGUUUGGGUAAUAAAAGAUUUUACGGACCUGAAAAAUUUUCUUGAACAGACUCCAAUUGUCAUGGAAUUUGGACAUUUUAAGGAACGUGAGAAUUCAAAUCUAAUGUGCACAUUGGAAUAUUCAAAAAACGAAUCCAAAUAUUACUAUGGGAAUAUCGAGGAACAUCGUUUAAUCGCAUCCUUGAAUAUUUUAUCCACCGAUAAUAUUGUCAAAUUAAUCAUUUGUUGCUAUAUUGUUGGACGAGACGACGAGAAACAUUUGAACACUGUACACGAAUCUGGAAUUUCUGCAAAAACCAAAAAAACUAUAACUCUCUUCGAUAUUAAUGACAAUAAUUUAGAAGGUCAACGUUACCUGCAAAAUGGCACUUUAACAUUGGCAUUUCUUAUCACUGAAUUAAAAUUUCCCACUUAAUUGAAAAAGUACUGAAAAAAUUCGAAUUUUGAAAAUGUAAAUAUCUAAAUAAAGAAAAUAAAUGUAAAUAGUGAAAAUAUAA
Molecule: messenger RNA, 780 nt
Organism: Leptopilina heterotoma
Lineage: Eukaryota; Metazoa; Arthropoda; Insecta; Hymenoptera; Figitidae
Exons: 2
Coding region: 177-698 (173 amino acids)
Source: RefSeq, a predicted model, not a curated record